AUGCGCGAGCUCGUGCACAUCCAGGGAGGCCAAUGCGGAAAUCAAAUCGGUGCCAAGUUCUGGGAAGUGAUCGCCGACGAGCACGGCAUUGACCCUACAGGCACCUACCAUGGCGACAGCGAUCUCCAACUCGAAAGGAUCAACGUGUACUUCAACGAGGCGACUGGAGGUCGCUACGUGCCGCGUGCCGUCUUGAUGGAUCUUGAGCCGGGCACAAUGGACAGCGUCCGAGCUGGACCUUUCGGCCAGCUGUUCCGUCCUGACAACUUUGUCUUUGGCCAGACACUUGGUAGCCCAGGUACCCUUUACCCUUUUUUUUUGGGGGGUUCUGGGUUCCCUUAA
Messenger RNA from Symbiodinium natans, 342 nucleotides. Lineage: Eukaryota; Dinophyceae; Suessiales; Symbiodiniaceae. The record is from the annotation of a GenBank genome assembly.